Molecule: messenger RNA, 1107 nt
Organism: Cylicostephanus goldi
Lineage: Eukaryota; Metazoa; Nematoda; Chromadorea; Rhabditida; Strongylidae
Source: the annotation of a GenBank genome assembly
AUGAAGAGACUCGGAAAACUGCAAAUCGACAUUCGGACAAUACACAGCGCCAUUUACCAUCAACAGGCAACCUUAGACUAUCUGUCACAAAUUCUGGAUAACCUGCGCGAAAAAAUCGAAGAGGGAAAUAGAAAUGCGCAAAUCAGUGCCCAGGAGCUGCAAGGAGCAAUAUCCAAUCUGACGACCACGGUCGAAAAAGCGCUGGAAAAUCUAAGAAAUGGAGAACAAGCAACAAACAUCGAUGCCAUCAACGAAGAGGGGGAGGGCGCCGGCGCAAAGGUCGAGGAAGAAGCCCCGAUAGAGGACAAUAACAUGGUAGAAAAGCAGGCAAACGAAGAAGAGAGAAAUGAUGCCGCCGCCGAGCCCAAAGAAGAAGCCGUGUCAGCCAAAGAAGAGAAAAAAGAAGAACGUGCGCAGCUGGGCCAUGAAGCCAGAACCAUUCAAAGUAAUCAGGAUUAUAUCGAAGUAUUGGAAAUUGAAAUGGAAGAUGCGUCCCUAUCUGAUGAAGUGGAUGAAGCCAAGGAACGGCAAGAAGUCGAAAUUAUGGAAGAGCCGGUCAGAGCGGAACCAGAGAGGGAAGAGCUUUUGAUACCAGAAGAAGCUCAGCUGCACGACGAAGAGCUCUUGGUUCCUGCUCUGGAACUUGAGCUGGGUCAAAACCGGCAAGCUAUCGCGGAUUUGAAUUUGAUGAUCGAAGAACUGGAGAAUCAGAAGACCUGCUGGCCUCGCAGAUAUCAUGGGAAGAUCCAAAAGAGCUGUGAGAGAAAUAUGUCCUGCGCAUUCUGCAAUGAAAUUGGGGACCACUACUCAGAUUCUUGUACGGAAAUCCCCACCGGGCGCGAAAGACGAGAAGUCCUAAACAUGAAAAGAAGAUGCGCAACCUGCUUGGAGUAUUGCUCGGGAGGAGACUUAUGCAAGAAGGCUUAUGACAGGUGUUCCCACUGUCAUGAAACCGGGCAUCACUCGGCCCUGUGCGAGCUGCCAGACACGAGCCAGGACAUUUUCCAACGACUGGAACAAGCAAAGGAGUCCAGGGAACGACACUUUCAGCGAAUUGACCAAAUUCAAAUGGAACUUCAGGACCUCCGCCAAGUCCCACUCCCCUAG